UUCUAGAAAAUUAUUUUGACAGCUAACGUAACCUCAAAUUUUGGAAAGUUCAAAUCAAUUGCACGUGUUUUAUUUUGUGUUUCAAAAUGUCUAUUCAAGACAAAGUGCUAAUGAGGAAGAUUAAAAAACGAGAAAAGCAGAAAUUAAAACUGGUUCAACAAAAAGAGAAAGAAAAAAACAAGUUGGUUGAAGAAGAACAGGAAGAGGAGAGCUUUGUGCCAGAACAACGCAAAGGGGCUAAAAGGGUCCAAAACGAAGAUUCAGGGCCUGUUCGUAAGAAGAAAAAAAAUAGGAAGAAGAAGGAUAUAGAUUUAGAAGAAAGUAAUUCAAGUGAUAAGGAAAGUGAAGAUGAAGAACAUCAGGAAAAUAACGAUGGGGAAGAACCUCAGGAAGCUGAAGCUGAACCAGAAGAUGAACAAAAUAAGCUUCCUGGUGCUGAGACCACGUUGGAAAUUUUGAGUAACUCCACUUUUGACUCUCUUAAAAACAAAGUUUGUGAAAACACUCUCAAAGCAAUUGCUGAUAUGGGUUUUACAACACUUACUGAAAUUCAAGCAAGAUCAAUUCCUCAUUUACUUGAAGGCCGCGAUUUAGUCGGCGCUGCAAAAACAGGAUCUGGAAAAACAUUGGCUUUUCUUAUACCAGCAGUUGAGUUAAUUUAUAAACUAAAGUUUAUGCCAAGAAAUGGUACUGGUGUUAUUAUUAUUUCACCUACAAGAGAGUUGUCAAUGCAGACAUUUGGAGUUUUAAAGGAAUUGAUGAAAUAUCAUCACCAUACUUAUGGGUUGGUUAUGGGUGGGACUAGUAGACAAACAGAAGCUCAGAAAUUGUCUAAAGGGAUAAACAUACUAGUGGCUACACCUGGACGUCUUUUGGAUCAUAUGCAAAACACCCCCGAUUUUCUUUUUAAAAAUUUGCAGUGUCUAGUUAUUGAUGAAGCUGACAGAAUUCUUGAUAUUGGUUUCGAAGAAGAAAUGAAACAGAUUAUUAGUCUUCUGCCAAAGAGAAGACAAACAAUGUUGUUCAGUGCCACACAAACGAAAAAAAUUGAAACCUUGACGUCUCUGGCGUUGAAAAAGGAGCCGAUUUAUGUCGGUGUAGAUGACGCCAAAAGUGAGGCAACGGUCACAGGACUUGAGCAAGGUUACGUCGUUUGCCCAUCUGAAAAAAGACUAUUGGUUUUGUUCACAUUUUUGAAGAAAAAUCGCAAGAAGAAAGUGAUGGUGUUUUUCAGUUCUUGCAUGUCUGUGAAAUUCCAUCACGAAUUGUUUAAUUAUAUUGACUUGUCAGUAAUGUGCAUUCAUGGGAAGCAAAAGCAGGCAAAACGGACGACUACAUUUUUCCAAUUUUGUAACGCUGAAUCCGGAAUUUUGCUCUGUACUGACGUCGCUGCCAGAGGUUUAGACAUUCCAGCAGUCGACUGGAUUGUCCAAUAUGACCCUCCAGAUGACCCUAAAGAGUACAUUCACAGAGUUGGUAGAACUGCAAGAGGUGAAGGAAGCAGUGGUCAUGCUUUACUAAUUUUAAGACCUGAGGAACUGGGUUUUCUCAGGUAUCUAAAACAGGCUAAAGUACCGUUGAAUGAAUUUGAGUUUAGUUGGAAUAAAAUUGCGGAUAUCCAGUUACAAUUGGAGAAUUUAAUUGGCAAAAAUUACUUUUUGAACAUGUCGGCUAAAGAAGCUUUUAAAGCCUAUGUCAGAGCGUACGACUCGCAUCAUUUGAAGACUAUUUUUGAUAUCAGUACUCUUGAUUUAGCUAAAGUUGCGUUGUCGUUUGGAUUUAAAGUACCCCCAGCUGUGGAUUUAAAAGUUUCUGUUAAAAAAUCUGAAAGACCUUCAAAGAGAAAGGGUGGAGGCGGAUUUGGUUACUACAAGAAUUUAAAUUCAAUGCCAAAUAAGGAUUAUAAAAAGAAUGUUGUCUACAGACAACCUAAACGCAAGGGCGGCUCAGAUAAACGCCAGUUUUCAAGAUGAGAAAAUACAUUUUAAGUGUUUUAAUUAUUGGUAUCAUAUGUUUUACAUUAUGAAUUAUGAUAAUAAACCAUUUUGACUCA
Messenger RNA from Tribolium madens (black flour beetle), 2053 nucleotides. RefSeq names its product probable ATP-dependent RNA helicase pitchoune (gene pit). Bases 87 to 1973 code for a protein of 628 amino acids. Gene Ontology annotation, cellular component: nucleolus. The record is from RefSeq and is a predicted model, not a curated record. Lineage: Eukaryota; Metazoa; Arthropoda; Insecta; Coleoptera; Tenebrionidae. The transcript has 8 exons. Gene Ontology annotation, molecular function: ATP binding; RNA helicase activity; nucleic acid binding. Gene Ontology annotation, biological process: maturation of LSU-rRNA from tricistronic rRNA transcript (SSU-rRNA, 5.8S rRNA, LSU-rRNA).